This is a messenger RNA of Malurus melanocephalus (red-backed fairy wren), 359 nucleotides long. Its product is annotated as serine/threonine-protein kinase TAO3-like. Gene Ontology annotation, molecular function: protein kinase activity; ATP binding. Lineage: Eukaryota; Metazoa; Chordata; Aves; Passeriformes; Maluridae. The coding region runs from base 9 to 326 and encodes 105 amino acids. Gene Ontology annotation, biological process: protein phosphorylation. The record is from RefSeq and is a predicted model, not a curated record. The transcript has 3 exons.
GGCAGGACAUGGUGAGGGAGGUGCAGCUGCUGCAGCGACUCCGCCACCCCAACACCGUGGGGUUCCUGGGCUGCUUCCUCAGGGAUCACACGGCCUGGCUGGUGAUGGAAUUCUGUGCGGGAUCGGCCCUGGAUCUGCUCGAAGUCCAUCAGGAGCCGCUGAACGAGGACGAAAUCGGAGCCAUCGCCGAGGGGGCCCUGAGGGGACUCAGCUUCAUCCAUGGCCUGGGGGUCAUUCACAGGUGGGGCUGCCCCAUAGAUCAUCCCUGCCCCAUAGAUCCCAAAAUUCCAAAAAUCUGCCCCAUAGAUCCCAAAUCUGCCCCAUAGAUCCCAAAAUCCCAAAAAUCUGCCCCAUAGAUU